Messenger RNA from Chanos chanos (milkfish), 834 nucleotides. RefSeq names its product deoxyribonuclease I (gene dnase1). The record is from RefSeq and is a predicted model, not a curated record. The transcript is spliced from 8 exons. The coding region runs from base 1 to 834 and encodes 277 amino acids. Gene Ontology annotation, biological process: DNA catabolic process. Lineage: Eukaryota; Metazoa; Chordata; Actinopteri; Gonorynchiformes; Chanidae. Gene Ontology annotation, molecular function: deoxyribonuclease I activity; DNA binding. Gene Ontology annotation, cellular component: nucleus.
AUGAAGAUCGUAGUUGCCAUCGCGCUCUUCCUGACCUUCGUGGAAGUGGAGAGUUCCCUACUGAUUGGUGCCUUCAACAUCAAGUCCUUUGGUGACACAAAAGCAUCUAAUCCCACUUUGCUUGACAUCAUUACAAAAAUUGUGCACCGCUAUGACAUCCUGCUCAUUCAGGAAGUCAGAGACAGUGAUCUCUCUGCAACCAAGAAACUGAUGGAGAAUGUGAACAAGGGUACUACCACAUAUAAUUACAUUGUCAGUGAACCUCUGGGUCGAAGCACUUACACAGAGAGAUAUCUCUUUAUCUACAGACGUCAGACAGUGUCUGUGGUGAAGAGUUACUUGUAUGAUGAUGGAUGUGAACCCUGUGGAACGGACACCUUCAUGAGAGAACCCUUCAAUGUCAUGUUUUCCUCCACUUCUUCAGUCGUGAGGAACUUCGUUCUUGUCCCUCAGCACACGUCUCCAGAUUCUGCCGUUUACGAGAUCAACGCUCUGUACGAUGUUGUUGCUGACAUAAGAUCCAAGUGGAACACUGAUGACAUACUGCUGAUGGGAGACUUCAACGCCGGCUGUAACUAUGUCACCAGCUCAGAGUGGUCGAAGAUUCGUCUCUUCACAGACAAGAGUUUCCACUGGCUGAUCCCCAACACAGCCGACACUACGGUCACCACCACCACCUGUCCCUACGACCGAAUUGUGUCCACUAACUACAUGAUGAGAGGGGUUGCUUCUGGCUCGGCGAAAGUCUUUGAUUUCCAGAGACAUCUGGGCCUGAGCCAGGAACUGGCUUUGGAUGUGAGUGAUCACUUCCCUGUGGAGGUCCAACUCAUAUGA